AUGAAUAAUGAAUACACAGAUGACGGAUAUAUGGAAAAUGAAUAUGAUAAGUACGUAGAGUACGCUGAUACAGAACAGUAUGAAAGUCCUAACCAGUCACAGUACUAUGAUUAUGGCACAGAUUCCCAGUAUCAGUACCAGGAGCAGGAACAAAGUAAUUUAGAGGCCAUUCGAACUCGUUUAGCAAUGGCUUUGUCAAGCAAGAGUGCAUUUCUACAGAGUGCCAAGUCUUCAUUUGUUCAGUUUGAUGAAGAAAAAAAAGGCAGACUUAAUUAUGCAGAAACAAGGCGUUUGCUUGAGAGAUUAGCAAUAAAUUUAGAACUUCCUCCAAUAGAUGAUAAAAUGCUUAAAACCAUAUUUGGUAAGUAUGAUGUAGCGAAGAAAGGUUAUUUAAAUUUUGAGCAAUUUGCAAAAUUCUUUUGGCAUUUAUUAAAUAGUAUAAGAGAAAAGUACUACCCAGAGAAAUCAAUUCUGGUUACCCGUGACCAAUUUGUUCGUAGGACUUCUUUGAAAAGAGCUGACGAUAUAGAAAGUAUAUUUAGCUUUGAUAAGAAAAUUGGAGAGGGAUCUUUUGGAAAAGUUUUUUUGGUUAAAGAACGUUGUAGUGGAUUAACAAGAGUAUGCAAGAUGAUUAAUAGGUCUCUCUCAAAUAUGACCCUGGAGCAAAUAGAGGCAGAAGUCGCAGUUUUGAAAAGUUUAGAUCAUCCAAACAUUAUUAAAAUUUUUGAGGUGUACGAAGACAAUGAAAAUAUGUACAUUAUCAUGGAGAAUUGUGGAGGAGGAGAACUUUUUGAGCGUAUACAUGAAGCAGUAUCUAAAGGUUUUAGACUUAGUGAAAGAUAUGUAGCACAUGUAAUGAGGCAGAUAAUGGGAGCUUUGGCAUAUUUUCACUCAAGGAACAUUGUACACAAAGACUUAAAGCCAGAAAAUAUCUUAAUGCAAGAGAAGUCACAUCAUUCUUCAAUUAAAAUUAUUGAUUUUGGAUUAGCAGAAAUUUUCAAAUCGGUUGAUGACCAUAGUAGUCAUGCAGCUGGUACCGUUUUGUAUAUGGCGCCAGAAGUCUUUUUACGUGAUAUUACAACCGAGUGUGAUGUUUGGAGUGCAGGAGUUGUAAUGUAUUUUCUUUUAGCAGGAACUCUUCCAUUCACAGGAAAGAGCAUAAAAGAGGUGCGAAAUAAUGUUUUAAACACUGAGCCAAAGUAUGAUGAAGAUUGUGUACAUAUUACUCCAGAAGGAAUCAAUUUACUGCAGUUAAUGCUUCAAAAAGAUCCUGCUCAAAGGCCAACAGCAAGAGAAGUACUUUCACAUCCUUGGUUCAGAUAUUCAAAGUCCAAUAAUGAACCAAUUUGUAUUAACAAUAGGCUACUUCAUAACUUAAAGAGUUAUAUGAAACAAAAUCAGCUAAAACAUGCAUUGGUGAAUAUGAUGGCACAUCAGUUAAACGUAACUGGCCCUCAAAUUAAGCAGAUCACAAAGACAUUCAAACUACUAGACCAAGAUGGAAACGGAGUUCUUACACCUGAAGAACUUGUUUCAGGUCUGCAGUCAGCUGGAGUUCCGCAGUGGGAUAUUAAUCGAAUUGUUCAGUCAAUGGACGUUGAUGAUACUGGAUUUAUUAGUUAUACUGAAUUUUUGGCAGCCUGCUAUGAGUGGAGAGAUAGUGAACUUGGUGCUAUUAAAGCGGCAUUCAAUAAGAUGGACAUUGAUGGAGAUGGAAAGCUGUCCGUGGAUGAAUUUGAAAAAGUGCUUUGUAGUGGCGAUCAGAAACUUCUUGCUCACAAAGACUGGGAUGGUAUUAUUAAGGCUGCUGAUACAAAUGGGGAUGGGGUUGUGGAUUGGAAUGAGUUCUUGAAUUACAUGAUUAACUAA
This is a messenger RNA of Cryptosporidium ubiquitum, 1869 nucleotides long. RefSeq lists its product as uncharacterized. Gene Ontology annotation, biological process: peptidyl-serine phosphorylation; intracellular signal transduction; protein autophosphorylation. NCBI's taxonomy places the organism in Eukaryota, Apicomplexa, Conoidasida, Eucoccidiorida, Cryptosporidiidae. The transcript has a single exon. The record is from RefSeq and is a predicted model, not a curated record. Gene Ontology annotation, molecular function: calcium/calmodulin-dependent protein kinase activity; calcium-dependent protein serine/threonine kinase activity; calcium ion binding. The coding region runs from base 1 to 1869 and encodes 622 amino acids. Gene Ontology annotation, cellular component: cytoplasm; nucleus.